CAUUAGCAGCGUCCGCCGAUGACCAGCAUCUCCGCCUUUUCGAUGUGUCAUCCGCCAUGGCAUCUCCGCCUUCCUGGCUCUUCCUCCUCCCCUUUAAAUCGCCUCGCCGUCCUCCCCGACGCAGAGCUCUGCACCGACGCGCCGCCUGCAACUCCCGUAGGAUGAUCACCGAUCGCAGCGUCUCGUGCACCACCUUCAACAUUCUCGCGCCCAUCUACAAACGCCUCAGCGAGAAGGAUCAGGGUUGCCGGGAGAGCCAGUACAGGAGCUACUGGCUGAGCCGGAACGAGAGCAUCAUCGACCGCCUCUUGGGAGAUCGGUCCUCCAUCAUUUGCCUUCAGGAGGUUUGGUUGGAUAACGAGGAGCUGGUGAAUCUAUACGAAAAGAGGCUUGGAGAUGCAGGGUAUGUCAAUUUCAAGCUUGCUCGGACGAACAAUCGCGGGGAUGGUCUCCUCACUGCUGUGCAUAGUGAAUAUUUUAGGAUUAUAGACUACCAGAAGAUGCUCUUUAAUGAUUUGGGAGAUCGUGUUGCACAGCUACUACGUGUUGAAUCAGUUGUUCCUUUAUGUCAAGGGUGUACUAGUAGCAUAAAUUUACAAAUCAUUAUUGUGAAUACACAUUUAUUAUUUCCACAUGAUGCUAGUCUUUGUAUAGUUCGGUUGCAACAGGUAUACAAAAUACUUCAGUGCAUAGAAACAUAUCAGAAUGACAACAAUCUUAGUUCUAUUCCGAUUGUACUUUCUGGAGAUUGGAAUGGAAGCAAACGAGGCCAUGUCUAUAAGUUUCUUAGGUCACAGGGAUUUGUAUCAUCAUAUGAUAUUGCUCACCACUACACUGACAGUGAUGCAGAUUGCCACAAGUGGGUUAGCCACCGCAAUCACCGAGGGAACAUUUGUGGAGUUGAUUUUAUAUGGCUUUUGAAUCCAAACAAGUUUAGGAAGCCCCUUCGAACCAGCUGGAAAGAAGCAGUCUUUGGCAUUAUUAAGUAUCUUUUGCAUUCAGCUUCUCUUUCAAAAGAAAAUGCCUUUGCUUUCCUUAAAGUGGAUAGUCCUGGCGACUAUAUUCAUUACACCGGGUUUUGUCAAGCUCUCCGUCAGUGGGGUUUAAUUGGCCAACGCGAUGGCCUUUGUCAUGAAGAUGUAAAAUAUUUGUGGGCUCAAGCUGAUAUUGAAGGAGACGGUGUUGUGGAUUUUGAAGAAUUUCAGCGAUGCAUUUGGAGCCCGAGAUGGUCUGAGCAUCCUGACGAGAGCUCAGAAGAAUGGACAGAACUAGGAUCAGGCACAGAGACACGCAUGACCUUUGGUUUCAGCGUAAAGGACGCAGUUCUUUUUCCUCCAGAAGUUGAGAGAGGGAUGUGGCCAGAGAAUUAUUCUCUUUCUGAUCAUGCACCAUUAACCGUAGUGUUUUCACCUGUGAAGUUAUCGUAACUUCCGGCGAAUUACUUGAGCUCAUGGGAGCCAAUUUUACGAGCGCCUAUGACUGCUACGUAGUUUAGCAUUAUGCAAAUAAAGCAUAAGAAAUUUUGAUUUUAUCCUUUUUCCGUCAUGCAAGUCUCUUGUAUUUCUUCGGGUAAUGAUGUCUCUUGAAUAUGCAACUUUUGGCACAUCACAAU
Molecule: messenger RNA, 1612 nt
Organism: Zingiber officinale
Lineage: Eukaryota; Viridiplantae; Streptophyta; Magnoliopsida; Zingiberales; Zingiberaceae
Exons: 10
Coding region: 57-1427 (456 amino acids)
Molecular function (GO): 3'-5'-RNA exonuclease activity
Source: RefSeq, a predicted model, not a curated record